GGCAGGCAGCGGGACCGGCAGCGGGAGCGGCACUGGGGGUGCAGGGCUGGGGCUGGGGUUGAGAGGGCAGCGGCGCGGACAGCGGCCCUCCCGCUUCCCGGCCGCGAUGAGCCGCGUCCGGCCGCCCCUGGGUUGUGAGGGGGGCCCUGAGGUGACCCCGGGCCGGGCCGGGCUGUGACGGUGCCAGGUAACUGGUGGCGCAGGGCCCGGCCGUGGGCUGAGCCCGAGCCUCUUUGCAGAGGCCUGGGAGCGGUUCGCCGGUGUUGUUGAGGGAAAGGGGCACCAGCCGGUGGCUUACCCGAGCUGUAGCACUGCUGGCACCGCCGGUGCUUCCAGCCGAAACACCCCGCUGCAGUGUGUCCCGAGUUCCACCAGAGAAGGACAGAAUCCCAGAAUGGGUCCGGUUAGAAGAGACCACAGGGAGUCACCUGGCUCAACCUCCCUGCUCAAGCAGGGUCAUCCCAGAGCAUGUGGCACAGGAUUGUGUCCAGACGGUUCUGGAAUAUCUUCAUUCAGUCAGACUCCAAAACCUCUCGGGGUAAUCUGUUCCUGUGCCCGGUCCCUGCAGUUUUUGCUCAUGUUCUUCCUGAUGUUCAGCACACUAAUAAGAUUGCACAGCUUGUGAUUCUACAUUGUCAUUUGAGUUCAGCAUCAGCUGCCUUUUCUGGUCCCUGCAAGAUGCCAGCAGCCCUUGCAGAGAACAGCCAGGUUAUCUGUGAAGUAUGGGCCAACAACCUGGAGGAAGAGAUGAGGAAAAUUCGGGAGAUUGUUCUGAGUUACAGCUACAUUGCUAUGGACACGGAGUUCCCCGGAGUUGUUGUCAGGCCAAUCGGUGAAUUCCGCAGCUCCAUAGAUUAUCAGUACCAGCUCCUUCGCUGUAACGUUGACCUGCUGAAAAUUAUCCAGCUGGGCCUGACUUUCACAAAUGAGAAGGGGGAAUAUCCUUCUGGCAUCAACACCUGGCAGUUCAACUUCAAAUUCAACCUUACGGAAGACAUGUACUCUCAGGAUUCCAUAGACCUCCUUGCCAGCUCUGGGCUGCAGUUCCAGAAGCAUGAAGAAGAAGGGAUUGAUACCCUGCAUUUUGCUGAGCUGCUGAUGACAUCUGGGGUCGUCCUCAGUGACAGCGUGAAAUGGCUGUCCUUCCACAGUGGUUAUGACUUCGGCUACAUGGUGAAGUUGUUGACAGAUUCCAGGUUACCAGAAGAGGAACAUGAAUUUUUCCACAUCUUAAACCUUUUCUUCCCAUCUAUCUAUGAUGUGAAGUACUUAAUGAAGAGCUGCAAAAACCUAAAGGGUGGCCUUCAGGAAGUGGCAGAUCAGCUGGAUUUGCAGCGAAUUGGACGACAACACCAGGCAGGAUCAGACUCUCUUCUCACAGGAAUGGCCUUUUUCAGAAUGAAAGAGUUAUUUUUCGAGGAUACAAUUGAUGAUGCAAAGUAUUGCGGACGACUGUAUGGCCUUGGCACAGGAGUGGCUCAGAAACAAAACGAAGAUGUGGACUCAGCCCAAGAGAAAAUGAGCAUUUUGGCCAUUAUCAACAACAUGCAGCCCUGAUGAGUGGUGCCCCUCAGCAGAACAUGUUUACCAUAUUGGCAGCUGCUGUCCUCAACCAUUUUCCCUAAACAGUGUAUCGAACAAAAAGCAUCUCCAGUACACAGGCUGCACCAAGCCUUGCAGUUUUGCUGAAGAGCUGCAUUUUCCUUUGAAACCCAGAAGAGUUGACUGAAUUCCUAAUGCCAGCCUUUGUGGUUUGCCAUAUUUUUAAUACCAAGGGCGAAGGACAGAACCUACUGUGUAUACCUCUGUUUUUUUCCUCUUUAUACUGUACAGAAUCUGCAAGGAAGAUUUACCAGUAGAAUAUUGGGUAGAGCUAAGGGUUUGGAAAUGCAGUGAAAAUGGACACAGACACGCCCGCAAAUUUGCAAUUUGUGUUUUAUAAAGCUUAUUUUAAAACUUC
Molecule: messenger RNA, 1960 nt
Organism: Poecile atricapillus (Black-capped chickadee)
Lineage: Eukaryota; Metazoa; Chordata; Aves; Passeriformes; Paridae
Gene: CNOT8
Product: CCR4-NOT transcription complex subunit 8
Exons: 7
Coding region: 469-1557 (362 amino acids)
Cellular component (GO): CCR4-NOT core complex; CCR4-NOT complex; P-body
Molecular function (GO): poly(A)-specific ribonuclease activity; nucleic acid binding
Source: RefSeq, a predicted model, not a curated record